Molecule: messenger RNA, 1242 nt
Organism: Pseudoliparis swirei
Lineage: Eukaryota; Metazoa; Chordata; Actinopteri; Perciformes; Liparidae
Gene: svbp
Product: small vasohibin binding protein
Exons: 3
Coding region: 146-346 (66 amino acids)
Biological process (GO): protein secretion; negative regulation of protein ubiquitination
Cellular component (GO): apical part of cell
Source: RefSeq, a predicted model, not a curated record
AGUCGGAUUUGUUUAUUAGUAACACCGUGGGAACAGCUGUCGGCUAGGAACUACAGCUACCCUUCUGGCUAACGGAACUUUGAUUGAAUUAUAAGACUUAUUCCCGCUGUUUUACAAUUCACGGGUUGAUUGGAGGACUGUUGCCAUGGAGCCAGCUUGCCGUAAAGACAAGCAAAAGCUGAACUCCACCCCGACCAGAGGAGACCGAGCCAGGCAGAAAUCUGCACAGCAAGAGCACAAACAGCGGCAGAGAGCAGAGAUUUAUGCCCUGAACAAGGUGAUGACGGAGUUGGAGCAGCAGCAGUUUGAGUCCUUUUGUAAACAGAUGCAAUCGCAAGGAGAAUGAUGACAGCUGCCUUCCUCUUCCGUCUGGACCAGGACCCUGCAGAAGCCCCGUGGACGCACGCUAUCGCCUCCAUGCAGUCAGACACUUCCGCUUAUGCCGACGUUCAGCAAGACAAUCGUUGCUCUUGCUGGUUUACAUCCGAUCCAGUAGUUAUGUGUACAUUUUAAAUUGGAGAAGUAUUUUUGGAUCUUUACUGGUCAGCAUUCAGUGGCUUUAUUUCAGACACUUAUGUACACAACUUAUGUACCACAUUUCAACAGUCACUGCAAUGUUGCUAAAACAUGUUACACAAUACUAUAAAAGUACAGCUAUACAACUAUGAAACAAACUACAGGAAUAUGAACACAUGAUCUCCUGUACAGUGGAUGUAUGUUCCAUCAGUGUGACCAAUCACAUCAGGUGUGACAGGUUAUUAUUCACUGAUGCUACAUGUCUCAGAAUGCUAUAAUUUAAUGUUAUUUUAUGUAGUAAAUGUUCAAGUGGAACUCCUCUUACGCUGUCUGGUAUUUUAAUUUGGAUAAUAUUUGAAUGUGAUUAGAAAAAUAUGGAGCGCCGAAAGAAAUGAGAAGACGAGUAAACUAAUAUCCAAAAAGGAUUUAUAAUCUUAGAGAAACUCAGGGUUUCUUAAGCGUUUUCCUCCUCUCCGGUUGAAUUAACUCAACUUUUCACUAAUCCCACUUUCUGAAUAUACCAGAGAGUAUUGUUUUUUAUUAAUCACCCCGAUUUUUAAACGGGAACAACUGCAAGCAGAGUUUCAUGUUUCAGAGAUUAUGUGUUAAUGGUGCUCACUUCCACCACUAUCUUGACUGUAAGAUGUUUAUAUUAACUUCCACUCGCACUGAAGUUAUACCUUUUUUAUUUAAUGCAAAUAAAAAGUGAGGUUUUUUCAAGAUAAA